AUGGCGUCGACAUUGGCAAUAUCGGUCGAACCACUCAUCGCGUCGCGUCGCGAAGUGCCGUCUUGGUGCCGCAGCCCGCUCUGCCCCUGGCGCUCACUGGGCUGCUUCUUCUGGAAGGCUUCUAGCGAGGUCCACUGCUGUCAGGGGUCGUCGUCGAGAGGUGUAAAACGUCGCUCUGUAGAUCUCGAAGUCCUUCCUGGACAUUUCAGUCAGAAGAGAGCGGUCUAUGACCAACACCCUCUCACCAUCGUCAUGGGAUGAAAGACAUCUCAUGGUCCUAUGGUGAUGAGCCAUGGUUUCGUUGUCGAGAACGUUUGGCAAUGAGCGAAGUCGACUUAAGAGCGGAGUGGGGUCAAAGGCCUUCGAAGAGCAUCAUGAGGUAAAGACUGGAUGGACAACAUCAAACAAAUUCAAUUCCAGGAAUAAUGGGGGAGCCCGUUCUUUUCGGCCAGCUCGAUCGAGUCUGACUUACAUUCCGAGUCCAACCAUCACCACCUCCAUCUGGAAUGGUACCCAAUCGCAUCACCGCCGCAAGCUUAUUUCCCCAAGAAAAAAGAGAAAGGCUUCUUGUGUGACUCUUCUGGCUGAAUUUUUUUCUAAAACCUCUAUGCAAGGUUCACGCAGGACGGCCCACGAACGAACCGUUCGAACGCGCGUUACACUCGACGAUGGCGCAAGCUACAAUAGUCACUUACAGAAAGCCACGAACGAAGUUGGAAAAGAAAGUUUUCUUUCGGUGUGUGUGUCACAACAGGAACAAAACCCAUUGGCUUAUGACUUCCCAAAGAUUCGAGCGGUGUCCCAGCUGGGAAUAGUCUCUUCCCUCUUAUGGACGCCGGGAUUCGUAACCUUCAAGCAGCUUAUUCUCAGAAUCAUCACUCAUCCCUUUCCCGCCCAAUGUCAGCCCUGACUUUGCCUAUGAAAAACAAGGCUGAACUACGUACACCACCAUCACCAUCACCGGUUUAUGCGUGGACCUUCACCCCGGGCUUUGUGACCAACGGAUCAAUUAAGGUUUUCAAAGUUAGGGUAACGAAGCUUCUCGACCCCGUCACCCCAACCUCCGGUUUAUGUCCCCGCUGCUUAUCAUGUGGCUGCGUACGUCAAACCAAAGAACAAAAAACUCCCGUUCCAACAUCCCAAAAGCGAAAAGACGGGAGAAAGCGAAAAUCUGUCAG
Molecule: messenger RNA, 1178 nt
Organism: Neurospora tetraspora
Lineage: Eukaryota; Fungi; Ascomycota; Sordariomycetes; Sordariales; Sordariaceae
Exons: 4
Coding region: 293-910 (205 amino acids)
Source: RefSeq, a predicted model, not a curated record